AUGGAGCCGCACGCGCCGCCAGAGGUCGAGGCGCAGGCCACGCCCCCAACAGAGCCCGUCGCGCCCCUAGAGGCCGCGCAAGUCGCCGAUGCGCAGGAGGCCCAAGAUUCUGCUGCAAAGGAGGAGGAGAAGGAAGAUAGCGCUGCUGCUGAGACAGCGGAGCAAGCAGAGGAUCCGCCUACUGAAGCUGCAGAGGGCGAUGGCGCUGCGAAGGAGGAAGAUGCAGAAGCAGCGGCACCAGCAGAGCAGAAUGAUGCGGCCGGAGCUGACGUUGAGGAGAAGGAGCAGCCGUCGACUCCGGAUGAGGAGGAAGCAGCGGAGCCAGCGCCAGCUGAGAGUGGUGACGCUGGUGCGGAGGAGAAGGAGGUUGAAGUGGAGGAGCCUAGUGCUGCUGAAGAGAAGCAGGAAGAUCCGUUGACAGAGGACGAAGCGCUCGCUGCUGAUGUGUCAACACCUGACGCUGUUAGUGAUAACGAACCGACAGAGGAAGCGGAAGCAGCGGUGGAGGAGCAAGUUGUCGAGAACAAAGAAGUUGGAGCUGGAUCCGAGGUUGCAGAGGGUGGGGUUGGCGCAAAGCUGGAAGCUCCGUUGACGAUUAUCGCUCCGGAGUCCCCUGCACCUGCAGAGUGGGAGGAACCUGAGUUGUUAAUGGGGGAUGAUGAUGCUGUUGAUCCUGCUGGCGACGAUCAUGACGGAGCAGCCGCUACCCCUGAGACCGCCUUGCAACUUCCGCAAGAGCUGGAGUCGGCGUCGCCUGCAGCGGUUCCUGAGCUGCUUGACGCGCCUACCGACACAGAGACAGAGAACGCAAACAAUCCGGCUGCGACGGAAGCGGAAGCUAAAGAGUCCGAGCAAGAUCAGACCGAGAAUGGGGAGAAGCCCGUAGAAAACGCUGCUGCGGAGGAAGGCGAGCACGCGACAAUCACUGCUGUGGCAGAGUCUGCUGAGAAGACGACUCCUCUGGACGCGAACUUGGAAGAGAUGCUAGCACGGAUCCGGAAGAAGCUGCCGUGCGAAUCGGUCGAGGUGUUGGAUUCCGGAGAGAUCCUUGCAUUGCCGAAGGGCUGGUCUACUCGUCAAAGUAAAACGAACGACGGCAAGACGUACUAUGUAUCACCCUACGGACACACGCAAUGGUUACGACCGCCCAUGAAAACUGGAGUUAUCUACAACUGGGUACACGAGAUCGAGGUAACGUUUGGCCCUGGCCGGCUUGGACUCAACCUGAAGCAAAUUGCUGGAAUCCCUGGUACGGAAUUCACGGAUCUCCAGGUCCAUAUCGCCGAGAUUUACAAGUUACCGAACGGAAUGGCUAGCCCUGCAGAGAUUUAUAACUGGAGUGUCAAGCCUGAGAAGCGUCUUGCAGUGAAUAUGCGCGUGACGAUGAUGAAUGGGAUCUCGCUGGCGGGAUACACGUACUCGGAGGUGCUGGAGUUACUUGCUCGGAUGGUACGCCCCGUUCGGAUUAAGUUCGCUGAUAUCACGAAAGGCAUCGUUGGCCGAGUCGAAGAAGAAAUUCCCCACGAAGAGACGGAAGAAGGAAAAGAGGCUCGUGCAGCAAGAGUGAUGCAGAACUCGCGUCGGAUGGAAUAUUUCCAGAUCCUGGUGUCUUACGAACUUCACAAGCAAGUGUGGGCGUCUACAAAGCAGCACAUGAAGCUUAAGCGGCUUGAGAUGGAAAAGAAGUGCGAGGUCAUGGAAUCACAAAUUGAAGGGGAGGAGCAGCACAAAGAAACCUUGGAGAAGGAGCGUGAGCACUUGGUCCAAGAGGCGGCUUCACUGAAGGAGGUGAUUGAGCAGUUAGACAAGCAAACGGCUGGAGAGUUCGAGUCGCCAGAGGUCUUGAGGACAGCAGAGCUGACCCAGCGAACCGCGGAGCUCGAGAAGGAAGUUUCUGAAAUCAUCGCCGAAAACGAGGAACUACAGGCUGCACGCGUUAAGAUCGAGGAGACUCUUGAUGCUUUGCAGAAGGAGCUUGAUGAGUAUGGUGACCUCGAGGUGGAUACGAACAGCGCCGGCGAGAUCAAGUUUUUCUCGCCAGCGUUUUUGGGCUCAAUGGUGCAACGAGGUUCCAUCGAUACCCGCGCUGAGGAUGCACGUGAACGACUUCUCGAGAAGAUUAAGGCGCAACGUGAUCAUCUGGAGGAAGACAUCAAGCUGGAAGAGGAGCGAACGAAGUUCGUGGAAUCGGAGAUCCACCAGUUCCAGAACCAAAUGGACGUGGCAACGGCGGCUGUCAAGCGCGAGGAUGAAUUUAUUAGCGGUGAGCGCCCACCUCAACUGAUCUUCUUGGAGAACAAGAUUGCCUUGCUGCGGAAGAACCUGCGGGAAACGGUGGCUGGAAUCGCGAAGGCGACAUCAAGUGGAGACCAGCAGCAGGCUGAGAACCUUUCGCUGCGACGAGCUGACCUGAAGGAUGAUCUGAAGACGGCACUAGACGAUAUGCGGCGAAUGGAGAACGACCUGAAAGUUUACUUCGACGUCGAUGAAGGCAAAAAGGUUGCACUGCAGCACGCAGAUUCGUCAGUCGAUACUGUUGACAUCGACGAGGCCCCGCACGAACGCGUGUCGGAGACAUCGCGGCUGCAAAACAAGCUGACGAAGCUUCAAGCUCAGUUGCACGAAACUGUUGUCCAGCUCGCAAAGGCGGCAGGUGAGAAGGACGAGGAGCGCAAGGGCGAAUUGAGCAAGCGGCGGCUGCAGCUGAAGGACGAGAUGAAGAUCGUGCAGGAUCAGUUCCAGGCGCUGACGAAUGGUACGCUCAACGUGUCUGCGAAGACCAAGGAGACGUACUUGAGACCUUCGAUUGUCGGCCCACCUACGAUGCAAGACCCUCCUCGGAGAUCUACCGCGGGCUCGCGAGCGUCGCUUAGCGGGCUUCGAGGCUCCUUCAGGGGUUCGCAUGGUGGCAGCAGACCCUCAGCUAACGGUCAACGGGGCUCCGAGCGACACGAGCAGAACUUGACCCAGCGCAGCAGCAGCAGUGCAUCUAUGGGCUCAAUGUCUUACAACUCCAACUCGAACCAGGUCCCUCGAGAGGGCAUGCUGCCGAUGAUGAGCGGUGUUCUCCGGAAGCACCCUACGCACUCGAAUGAGAAGGGCACGUUCGGAAACAUGUCGCUGCGUGGUGUUCGCGAGCGGUGGUGCAACAUCGAGCCGGACGGAUAUCUCCGUUACUACAAGCGAGAGGGUGAUCGCGAGCCGCGCGGCUCCAUCCCACUCAUGCACAAGUCUCUGGAGAUCCUGCACGGCAAGGAGGUGGGCAAGCCCAACGAGUUUAUGAUCUGCUCGCCCACGCACCAGACGCGGAUGACUGCGAAGAGCCACGAGGAGAUGCUGAAGUGGGUCAAGGUGCUCCAGUUGGCCCACCAACACUUCAUGAACCAGGGCCGUGGCUCGACCGACGGCGCUCCCGCAGCGGGCAGUAUCUCGUCCUCCGUCGGCAGCACCGCCGAUCAGGUGGCAGCUAACGCCACGUCACCGGACGCCGAGCUCGAGUACCGGAACCAGCGCGCGACGCUCGGCUUCUGAUGACAGUUCAACCACGACAGACCUGACCAUAUUCAAAUUUGUUACUU
This is a messenger RNA of Phytophthora sojae, 3578 nucleotides long. RefSeq lists its product as hypothetical. The record is from RefSeq and is a predicted model, not a curated record. The coding region runs from base 1 to 3531 and encodes 1176 amino acids. The transcript has 2 exons. NCBI's taxonomy places the organism in Eukaryota, Oomycota, Peronosporomycetes, Peronosporales, Peronosporaceae. Gene Ontology annotation, molecular function: protein binding.